GUUACAUUGCCUGUUAUGGUGUACAUCCACGGUGGAUUUUAUUACGACGGCUCAGGCAAUUAUAUGCCCGAUUUCUUCUUGCAACACGAUGUAAUCUUAGUAACAUUGACCUAUAGACUCGAGUUAUUAGGCUUUUUAUCGUUGGAUAUACCAGAAGUGCCCGGGAAUGCUGGGAUGAAAGAUCAGGUAGCGGCCCUGCGAUGGAUUAAAAAGAAUAUUGCUAAUUUUGGUGGGAAUGACGAAAAUGUUACUAUUUUCGGUGAGGAUUCUGGAGCGUCUUCCGUCACGUACCACAUGUUGUCUCCUAUGUCGAAUGAUCUGUUUCAAAAAGUAAUAGCACAAAGCGGUGUUGCAAUUCAGGAUUGGGCGAUUGGAAAGGGAUCGAAAGAGAGAGCGUUCAGGGCGGGCAAGAUCUUGGGGAAGGACACAAGCGAUGUUUACGAGUUGCUUGAAUUUUUCAGAAGCUUAGACGCGAAUGUUCUUACUAAUCUUACUUUUGCAACCUUAACGCCAGAUGAACGUUACAGGGGGCUCCCAAAACACUUCAUGCCUGUGGCGGAAAAGAGAUUCUCUGAUGUUGAAGCUUUCAUCACUAAAGACCCAUUGAAAGUGCUUGUUGAGGAAACAAGCGAUGUUAGUACAGCCCUUCUUAUGCUUGGAUAUAACUCUGGCGAAGGUUCAGUGCUAGUUAAAGAUCAUAACAAGAAAUUGGACGUGUACAAUAAAGACCCUUCAUAUUACGUGCCAAGAGAGAUAGCGGAUUUAGUUUCUGAGAAGAAAUUAAAAGAAUUUGGAAAUAGGAUUAAAAAAAUUUACUUCGGAGAUAGAAAUAUUACCGAGAAUGAUGGAAAUAUAAUCACAGAUAUGCUAACCGAUAUGCAUUUUUCUUUCAAUACGCAUAGAUUUGCGCAUUUGUACACUUAUAUGUGUGGAGUGUCCUACAUGUACAGGUUCAACUACGAGACAGACUUGAACAUCAUUAAAGCAUCCUUUGGUCUUCAGGAUCUAAAAGGUGCUAGCCACGGAGACGAACUAUUUUAUAUGUUUUAUUUUGAUUCGAACAAAGAUCUUUACAGAGACCAAGAAAAGUUGAGAGACAUCAUAUUUAAAAUUACCAAACUAUGGACCAACUUCGCAAAAACAGGUAAACCUACACCUGAUAAUAGUUUAGGAGUGAUUUGGAACCGCUACACCAGGGAUGGGAAGGAAUACCUUAACCUCGGCGAGCCGCUUGUAAUGGGACAAUACGCGGAUAAAGAGAGAAUGGAAUUUUGGGACGAGCUAUAUGAUAAAGCUGGUGUACAACAUUUACAUGAUAUAUUCACUCCUUACCGAGAUGAAGGUCAGAGCAUUAUUAAAAUUACAAGUGACACAUUUUGUGACUACUUUUACGAAGAAAUGGCAAACCAAACAUAUUUUUAUCAUCCACCCAAACUAAUUGUCAGCAAGAAUGAAAACGUUAGUAAAUCUAGCGCACUUGAAAUAAUGAAUGUUUUGUAUAUUAUUUUUUCUUUCCUUCUGUUAUUGUUAAGAAGAUUUUAAUAAAAUAUUUAAUUGA
Molecule: messenger RNA, 1558 nt
Organism: Melitaea cinxia (Glanville fritillary)
Lineage: Eukaryota; Metazoa; Arthropoda; Insecta; Lepidoptera; Nymphalidae
Product: acetylcholinesterase-like
Exons: 2
Coding region: 16-1542 (508 amino acids)
Source: RefSeq, a predicted model, not a curated record